CAGAAUGUAGAAGAAAAUUUCGCCCCUCUGAUCGCAACUCUUUGCGAUUGGUCAGUGGCGACCUCCUCAGUAAAAUACGUUUUCUAACUUUGACCUCGCCGCGGACACACCUCGGAGCAGUUCCACAGAGGACCGGGAAACGCGGAACUUCUCGAUGCUAAUGAAGUCAACGCUAUCCUCGGACAUAUUUCGUCCUCUAGAAUGAGCUUGCCGAUGCCAGAAGGCUUUUCUGUUAAAAGGCAUCCUCGAAUUAAGAUCGCUGACUCAAUUCCACCGUUUCGGUUCAGAGUUGCAACAGAGUAAUAAAAGGAACAAGGAACAUAAAAACCCAGAAGGGUCAACAGUUUUCCUGACUGCGUUUAUAAUAUUUGCAAAAGCAACAAGAAGAAUAAACAUUUUCAAAAAUUUUGCUAUAAAAAAACAAUAUUAAAAUUAUUUUUCGCUAGAUAGUAACGGAAAAAAUGUAUUAUGAGAUCGCUUAGUUUUCGAUCAAAAAACAGCGGAAAACGCAGAAUUCGUUUUGACUUUCAACACUUUUUCUAUCACGCCGCACGCGCGAUCGGAUGUUUAGAUCAUUUCAUCAAUUGUUCAUGUUGUCGUUUGAAGAUUCGAACGUGUUUCUUUGUCAACAAUAAAAGUGGAACAAAAAAUAUUACGAGGUUCAUCCGCAUCAUCGAUGAAGAAAUAUUACCAACGAAAAAGAAAAUGGAUUUGUUAUCUAAUAAUUGGCGCAAAACAAAGAAAGGGGUGUUGGCAAAACUUCAAUAUUUGUUAGUUAGCGGUCAAUGGAGUGACUGUAUAUUUCUAGUUGGGAUACCGCCGUGCCAAGAAUUUUUGAAAGCUCAUAAAGUCCACUUGGCGUUGUCGAGUCCAGUAUUCGAGACUAUGUUUUUUGGGAGUAUGUCUGAAGGCACAGAACCGAUAAAAGUACCGGAUGUAGAACCGGCGACUUUCAAAGCUAUGUUAAAAUUUAUUUAUACCAAUGAAUUAUCGCUCCCUCAUUUGGACCGGGCCAGAGACCUUUAUUGCUGUGCAAAUAAAUAUAUGAUGCCGGAUCUUGCUGAGAACUGCAGUAUCUAUAUGAAGUCCAAUCUCGUGCCUGGAAAAGUAUGCGAAAUUUACAAUUGUGCUAAUCUUUUUGAAGAUUCCGAACUCUUGGAGGAGUGUCUUCAUUUCAUGUGCACAGUAACAAAAAAAAUCUUGACUGACGAAAACUGGUUGCAGACUCCAGUGUCUGCUAUUUCUGUACUCUACGAACAAGCCAACCUCGCAAUUGAUUCUGAAAAUGAUCUUUACAAAGCUCUACUUGAAUGGUCCAAAGCGGAAUGCCGCAGGAAAGCUCUUCCUCAUGAUCAAAAAUCUUUGAGAUCCGUCGCUGAUGAACCUUUGAGCAGAAUACGGUUUCUCACUUUGACCCCCACUGAAUUCGCCGAUGGGCCAGGAAAGGCUGAAAUUCUUGACAGGAAUGAAAUUCUUGCUGUACUCAUGAAUCUCGUGUCCGACAAGAGUACGAUACCUGUACCUCCAGGCUUUUCUAAUGAAAAAAAUCCCCGAAAUAGGGUCAGACACAAAAUUCCGAUAAAAAGUUGCGAAGAGCUUCACUGUCAUCGAAACUCUUAUCCCACAUCAUCCAACAUUUUUAAUAAUGGCGAGAUUCGGUGUUAUUUGUCCUUCCGAGUUGAUACAAAUAUAAAAAUUCAUGGUAUUACAGUACCGACACAAGUAUCUGAGAUGUCCAGAAAACCAAGGGAACAAUAUGUGGAAGAUAUGGUUGUUGUUCUACUCGUUCCGAAUGAGACAUCUUCGUGGCCUACAAAAUAUUCUAUCGACUACAAGGACACAGCGAUUCGUGACAGCACUGUGGACAUACGAUUCAACCGUGCCAUUGUUCUCAAAAGCCACGUGGAUUAUCGGAUCGUUGUUAAAUUCAAUAAACGUGGAAGAUAUCCGGUGGGGAAUAUUGACAGAGCGAGCAAAUGCGACGAUGUGCUUUUUGCAUUUUACCACGAAGAGGAAAACUACAAUAAGCGAGAUGAUUUGAUACGUGGCAUUUUUUUUUCAAAGUUAUUCAACACGUAACGAACUUUUUCAUAUUGAGGCACAAUCUUAGCUCAGUCUAGCUUAUGGGAGAAACUUGAUUAACGAGAGUUAUCUGGGCAACGCAUCAAAAAAUUCGAUAUUAUUUUUCAUUAAAAGAUUAUUUUUAUAACGCAGUUAUAAAAUAGAUGUAGAUUAUUACAUAAACAUUAAAAUUUGAAGGAUUCUUCAUUUUCUUAAA
This is a messenger RNA of Venturia canescens, 2278 nucleotides long. RefSeq lists its product as uncharacterized. Gene Ontology annotation, biological process: neurogenesis. Bases 469 to 2079 code for a protein of 536 amino acids. NCBI's taxonomy places the organism in Eukaryota, Metazoa, Arthropoda, Insecta, Hymenoptera, Ichneumonidae. Gene Ontology annotation, cellular component: cytosol. The record is from RefSeq and is a predicted model, not a curated record. Gene Ontology annotation, molecular function: protein binding. The transcript has 7 exons.